Molecule: messenger RNA, 678 nt
Organism: Diprion similis
Lineage: Eukaryota; Metazoa; Arthropoda; Insecta; Hymenoptera; Diprionidae
Exons: 1
Coding region: 1-678 (225 amino acids)
Source: RefSeq, a predicted model, not a curated record
AUGGUGAUCCUCUCCAUGGUUGUUGCCAGCGUUUUGGUCUAUCGACUGAAUUAUUCGUCCCGUGAACCAAGCGGCAGAGCUUGGAACGGGGUGGAGGCCCAGGAUCAGAGUUCUCUGAACGAAGACCUCUGCGACAUCCUGGGGUUCAUACCGCUGGAUGAGGUGAACGAUAUUCUACAAUCCUUCGUGAAAUACGACAAGCAAAUCGGCGACGUGACCGUCGGCUACAUAAACGAUCAUUGGAUGUACAUCGCCCGGGAAUUCAAACGGAUGCCGGAAUUUCAGCGGGCUCUAAGCUUCCUCGCGAAUAACGGUCUGGACGUGGAAUAUUGGCGCAACAAAAUCGCGGAAUUCUGGAUGGACCUUCCCGCGUACGUCAAUAACGACACUUCCUUGGCCUGCGGCGGCCUUUCGGCGAUGGUCAACAAAGUCGUGAGAACCAUCCCGCGGAACGAGAUGCACGAAUUCCUCUGUCAAAAAUUACGAUACUCAUCCAGCUUCAGAGCGUUUUUGGAAAUGCUGCGUUCGCCGAACUUCGAGGAACUCUGCGACGCGAUCGAGAGCAGCAAGGUAUUGCAACGGCACUACUUCUGGGCAAACGACGACGGCAUCGAAGUCAUCUUUGCUGUGGAAUUGCUAAAGAACUUGUACAUGUAUUUGGCAUAUGAACUGGAAUGA